AUGCCAGGAAUCAAUUGCACCCAAACAACUGAGUUCAGUUUGGCAGAAUUCACCGAGGACCCGGCAACUCAGGUCACCCUCUUCCUGCUCUUCCUGCUCACCUACCUUGUCACCAUCCUGGGGAACUUGGGCAUGAUCACCUUGAUCAGAGCCAGUGCCCUGCUCCAUUCCCCCAUGUAUUAUUUCCUGGGCAACCUGGCUUUUGUGAACCUCUGCACUUCCACCACCAUCACCCCCAGGACGUUGGCUGGGGUUUUUUUGGGGAAGAAGGGAAUCACCUAUGCUGGGUGCAUGGCUCAGAUAUUCACUUUUGGCCUGUUUGUGGUCACUGAGUGUUUCCUACUGGCUGCAAUGGCCUAUGACCGAUAUGUGGCCAUUUGCCACCCCCUGCUCUACCUCCUUGUCAUGUCCCCAGAGCGCUGCUCCUGGCUGGUGACCAGCUCCUACCUCCUGGGGCUGACCAAUGGUGUGGGACAAGCCAUUGGCAUGUCCAGCUUGUUCUUCUGCAGCUCCAGUGCCAUCGAUCUGUUCUUCUGUGACAUUUCCAUGCUGAUCUCCCUCUCCUCCUCUGACACCACCCUCAGCCUCAUCAUCCUGAGGACUUCUUCAUCUUUGCUCGGUGUUCCCAGCCUGCUGGUGGUCCUGGUGUCCUAUGUGGCCAUCAUCUCCACCAUCCUGAGCAUCAGCUCAGCUGAGGGCAAGCGCAAAGCCCUCUCCACCUGUGCCUCCCACCUCGCUGCCCUCAGCACCUUCUAUGGGCCAUUGAUUUUCAUGUACUUAAUCCCCAGGUCAGACACCUCCAGGGGAGGGGAUAAAUGGGCUGCUGUGCUCUACUCUGUGGUGACCCCCAUGCUGAACCCCUGGAUCUACAGCCUGAGGAACCGGGAGGUGAAGGAGGCUUGGAGGAGACUCAGGAAAAUAAAAUGA
Molecule: messenger RNA, 927 nt
Organism: Agelaius phoeniceus (red-winged blackbird)
Lineage: Eukaryota; Metazoa; Chordata; Aves; Passeriformes; Icteridae
Product: olfactory receptor 5G3-like
Biological process (GO): G protein-coupled receptor signaling pathway
Cellular component (GO): membrane
Molecular function (GO): olfactory receptor activity; G protein-coupled receptor activity
Source: RefSeq, a predicted model, not a curated record